UGUAACUCUCCAGUGACUGGCUGAAUUAGGUAUACUUUUAACAAGACAACCUAUACAAAAAGCUGAACAUGCUACAGCUGGUUGUUAGCAGAGCGUUGAAGACCCAGGCCUAUCGCCAUGAUGAGAAUAUUCUGGAGGGGAAACCGGUCACAUACAGACAGAUAACUGUGCCCCAGCAUGGGGGCAAGGAAUACUGUACGGACACAGGUCUGGUGGUUCCCACCGUGCCCUAUGAGCUUCAUAAACAACUUCUAGCAGCUGCAGAGCGCUGGGGUCUUUCUCUUGAGCGCAGGCUAGAAGCAGUCGGUGUUUGUUCCAGUCAGAUGGCUCUCACAUUGCUAGGUGGACCGAACAGGCUCACACCAAAAAAUGUCCACCAGAGACCCACCGUGGUCCUUCUGUGUGGUCCCCAUGUUCAGGGAGCCCAAGGCAUCAGUUGUGGUAGGCACUUAGCCAACCAUGAAGUGGAGGUGAUCUUGUUCCUGCCUAAUUUUGUCAAGAUGCAAGAGUCGGUAACCAGUGAGGUCAACCUCUUCAGCAAGACAAGCGGCAAGCAGGUCUCCAGCGUCAAAGACUUGCCCAUGAGCCCAGUCGAUCUUGUCAUCAACUGCUUGGACUGCCAUGAGAAUCCACUGCUGAAAGAGCAGUCCUGGUACCAAUCUGUUGCUGACUGGGCCAACAAGAACCGUGCUCCAGUCCUAAGUAUUGAUCCCCCAGUCAGUGGGCAGCCUCAGAGUGUGGACGCAAAGUGGACCCUCUCUUUAGGACUUCCACUGCCUUUAGCAGACAAAGACAGCAGAGUCUACCUCUGUGAUAUUGGCCUCCCUAAGAUGGUUUACCAAGAAGUUGGAAUCAACUACCACUCACCUUUUGGAUGCAAAUUUGUCAUCCCUCUGCACUCAAUAUAACAGAGUCUAUACUUAUUGGUGCUUGGAGUGAAUGGGUAAUUUGAGUGUGCAGACAAGCAACAACAUGCCCCAAGCAAAACUGUGUUGCAAUAUGUAUGAAACUUAUUGAUACUUUUGGAAGCAUCAUUGGAAAGAAUAAACUGUGUGUUACGUUGUGUGUGACACCUUGUUUUGGAAGGGGAGAGGUUUCCUGUUCUUUGUGCGUUCUGAUAAGGGCUCUGUGGUGAUGUGAAUAUGUUUACAAAAUGCUGACCACUGUGAGUCUAUCUUUGACCUCUGACCUUGUGACCAGUCAAAGUAGCAAAUACACAGUUCCUAUUUCCUUCUUUAAAUUGCAUGUGGAGUCAGGUCCUGACUCCCGGACCUGGAGUGGCGCUCAACCUAAAGCUGACUGCCAGUCAAAACUGCCGUUCAUCUUCCACAGUUUAGGUCUGUGCCCAUUGUAUUUCCAUAUGUUGUAUUGUUUUUUGUUUUUUUACUGAAAAGGGUGCUCUUUGUCAAAUAAAUUGUGUAGCAUGUUCGAUUGAAAAUGUGAUAUUAUACAGAAUCUAUAUUUUUAUUUAUUUUUUUGAACACAUCUCAGGAAUAACUUGUUAAAAAGGUGGAAAAACAGAAGUUUAUAUUUUCAUUGACAUUGUGGUAGCACUCUUUCUACACUAGUUGGUGUCUUUAGUUCGUAGUAGUUUUCUACCACUUUGAUUUUCCAAGUAUUACUGCUAUUUAUUGUGGCGUUGUUGUUGUUAUUACUAUUUGCAUAACAUUUUCCUUUUUGGCACUUGCAGUUAAAUUACCUCUCUAACUGACUUGCUCUUGGUCAUCAUGAAAAUUUUCUGUUAAAGCUAACAUUUCAGCAAAAUGUUAACUGUACCUGAACAAAAAAGUCUGUAUUUUAUUUCCAAAACUGAAGCUGUGCACUUUUGAAAUGGAGCAAUAACAGUUUUUCAAAAGCUCAUAAGUCUGGUUUUAUGAACGUUUUUUUGCAUCAAACAAAUGUAGUUGAAAUGUAAGGGUAUAAAUAUGAAGGCUUUGCAGUUUUACACUUUAUGUACUCAGUUAACUUGUUACAUUUGUAAAUAACUGUUCCUUGUUUUUUGUACUUCAUCUUAGGUGUCUAUACACAUUUCUUUUUGUGCUUUUGCUGAUUUGUCAUUUUUGUUAGAACAUGGCAAUAGGUAUUUUGCCAAAAACAAUAAGAAGGAAUCAAGGAAUUUGUUUAGAGUGAGUGAAUUGCAUAAAAAUAAAUAUUCACAAUAUCAAAGUGACCACUCAGGAUUACAAAGGUCACAGUGACUACAGCCUCUUGUGUAUUCUCACCGUUCAUUGUUUUCAUUGUAGCAGAGACUAAAAUGUGAUCAUGACUGUCAUCAGUUCACGUUUUAAAAUAUGCCUUGGAUUUUUGAUUGUGGAGAAGUCUUAUUUUGAGAUUCAUUGGUGUAAAGGGGGAAAACGGAGAAGA
This is a messenger RNA of Pelmatolapia mariae (spotted tilapia), 2364 nucleotides long. RefSeq names its product enhancer of mRNA-decapping protein 3-like. Gene Ontology annotation, cellular component: P-body. Gene Ontology annotation, molecular function: mRNA binding. Lineage: Eukaryota; Metazoa; Chordata; Actinopteri; Cichliformes; Cichlidae. Gene Ontology annotation, biological process: P-body assembly; deadenylation-independent decapping of nuclear-transcribed mRNA. The record is from RefSeq and is a predicted model, not a curated record. The coding region runs from base 69 to 908 and encodes 279 amino acids. The transcript has a single exon.